Messenger RNA from Syzygium oleosum, 1535 nucleotides. RefSeq lists its product as uncharacterized. Bases 101 to 1186 code for a protein of 361 amino acids. The record is from RefSeq and is a predicted model, not a curated record. NCBI's taxonomy places the organism in Eukaryota, Viridiplantae, Streptophyta, Magnoliopsida, Myrtales, Myrtaceae. The transcript has 9 exons.
CGCUCUCCGUGCUGUGGAAGAGGAGCCAAUCAACAAUGAGAUUGCAAGUCACUUGCCCCAUUUUUAUCUCCGCCGUGUCUUUUUAUCGGAGCAUGUAGUGAUGGAUGCCACCAUCAGCAUAGCUUCUCCUUCUUCUCCACCUUCUUCUUCUUACUUCACUCCACCUCGUCUCGCUAGACUCUCUCCUCGCUCGUCGCGCCCUUCCACCUCCUCCUCCGUACGCCUCGUCUCGAACGGCACGCGCCGGUCCCCAUCGAUCUUCGGGAUCUCCGAUCUCGAUUCCGGGCUCAGAUCGCCGCCGUCGAGGCCGCGAUACCUCCGAGUACGCGCUCUCUCUGUCGCCGGAGCACGAGGUGAAGAAAUGGAGGUUUCAUCUACCGGAGCGGUUGGACAGAACGAUUUGCUGAUUGUUGGACCUGGCGUUCUCGGGCGCUUGGUGGCGGAAAGAUGGCGUGAGGAGCAUCCAGGCUGCCAAAUUUAUGGGCAGACAGUGACUUCCGAUCAUCACGAUGAAUUGGUCAAAAUGGGGAUUAUACCAUCCUUGAAAGGAUCAAAGACAGCUCAGCGGUUUCCUUAUGUGAUUUUUUGUGCUCCGCCAUCACGAACUUCUGACUACCCUGGUGAUGUCAGACUGGCUGCCCUGAGCUGGAAUGGGGAAGGUUCUUUCUUAUUCACAUCAAGCUCUGCUCCAUAUGACUGCAACAACAAUGGAAACUGUGAUGAGGAUAGUCCUAUUGUCCCUAUUGGUAGGAGCCCCAGGACAGACGUUCUCCUGAAAGCAGAAGCAGUGGUGAUGGAAUUCGGUGGCUGUGUUAUUAGAUUGGCAGGACUUUACAAAGCAGAUAGGGGUGCACAUUCUUAUUGGCUAGAGAAGGGAACUGUUGAAGUUCGUCCAGAUCACAUCCUCAAUCUUAUACACUAUGAGGAUGCUGCUUCCCUCUCAGUUGCAAUUAUGGAAAAGAAACUUCGUAACAGGAUCUUCUUGGGAUGUGACAAUCACCCUUUAUCCAGGCAGGAAGUGAUGGACAUUGUUGAGAAAAGUGGCAAAUUUAGUAAAAAGUUCCAGAGUUUCACUGGAACUAAUGAUCCGCUGGGUAAGAAAUUGAACAACUCGAAAACUCGUGCAGAAAUAGGAUGGGAACCCAAGUACCCUAGCUUCUCACAUUUUCUUGGAGUAGCUGAGUAAGUGCUGUGCCAUGCGAUGAUGGGAAUUGACUCGCAGACAUGGUGGGAGAAAAAUGCCUGCUCUUAGACUGAAGGCAAUUUUAUGACCAGUUUAUUUCAAUUCGUUAUUCCUGUGUCACAGUGAUUGAAAAUGUGUACAUACUGUCAAGAGAAUAUGUUCAAUAAGAAGGUAACGGAGCCCGUGUUCAUGUAUACAAGUCCUUUUCAUUUAAGAGUCAACUUGGGCUUGCUCUGAUUAUGCGGGACUUUAUGCUUACGAGUAGACAAAACAGCUGAAGUUAUAUCUUGGUUCAUGUAGUACAAUGUCACUUUGGCCAUCUAUGAGGUAAGUCAGUUUCUGUUUCCCCAAA